CCACAUACUCACAUAUAUACACUCACAGACUAAGGGGGCACACAGCAAGUCGACAGUUGCAGGCAGAGGCAGUUGAAACAAACUUUUUUUCUUUAACACUGCCAUAAGUGAGAGAGAUUUUGUGAGGACAACCUGCUUUCUUUUUACCAAACGUGGCCAGCCGAGCACUCGAAACCAAACAUAUAUUACUGUAUGUGUAUAUAGACAGGACUUGUGAAGAGAUGAAAGACAGACCAUUCUGUUAUUGAUGUUUCAAUGGAAGGAUAAGUUAACUCCAGGUAAAACACCUUCAAUCGCCGUCCCGUGAUUAAGAACUACUCUCUCUCUUAUUUGGGAAAACAAGAACAAAAACAAAACCAAACAAAAGCCUCAAACAUUCUGGAAAUAUCAAACUACAAUGGCGACAUACCGUGAGGAAAUUGUGCGAGCAGAAUUGAAAACUCCACCUGCUGGGCCACCGCUAACCCAAAAGUAUCAAGUGCAAGUCCGAGCUGUAAAAAGUCAGAGCAGUGAAAGUGGAGAUGAGCACUGCACAUGUUGUCCGUAUGGAUACCACAUUGAUUUGGAUUUUCUCAAGUACUGCGAAAACAUGUCAAAUGGCAACACACUUAAACAGCUCAAGAAAAUCAAACGCAACAAAAAGAAGUUGCGUAAAUCAAUGGAAUUCAUAUUGGAUCAGGAAAGUGGGACGGCGACUGAAAACUAUGGUGAACUUCCACCCGACAUUGUCCACUCAGCUGACGCUAGCCGCAUUUUAAAUAUUGUUGAGUAUGAAUCAUCAGCGACACGCAACAUUCUUGAGGAAAUUGAUUCGUCAGUGAAUGCCAAGAUUAAAAUGGCUGGGAGACAGUCUUACGUGAUGCAAUCUGCCUAUGACAACAAUGAUACCAGUGAAACAAUGCAUGCUAAAUUUGGUACCUUUUCUUACAAGAAUGCUGUUCAGGAAGACGCUUCUGUUCCCAGUACGUUGGGCCGAACUGACUCUGUGAGUUCCAUCUCAUCCCUGUCUACAGUUUCUAGUGAACAAAAUUACCCCACAACUAACACAAUGUACGAACAUUCCUCACAGCACACAAAAAGUACUUACCGAACAACCACAGUAACGUCAUCAGAAUUGGCAGCAACCAUAGCAACACAUUUUCCACAACAGAAUGGUUCUAGCCCAGCCCAUAAUUCUGUAACCUUUGACAGCCAAAAUUCGACAAUGAUUAGCAAAGCAUCUUUGGAGGCAAUCCGCGAAGCAAUGGCUGUUAGCCUCCAACGAAUGAGAGAACUGGAAGAACAAGUGAAAACAAUUCCAGUCCUGCAAGUUCGGAUUUCUGUCCUCAAAGAAGAAAAACGGCUCCUGAUGCUGCAACUGAAAGCUCAGACCCACAAACUCAAUCAAAGAAGCGUUGGUGUUAGCAACAGAACAACUACUUCAGAAAAAACUGUAACAACUUCAGAAAGAUCUUGUAGGACUCUAGAAGAAAUAACCAGCCGUAUUCAUGUAGAGCCUCCAAAACAGAUUGAACAAAUACAACAUAAGGCAUACCCUCAACCUCAAUUUCACACGGUUCAGACUGUUGCUGUCAUGAAGACUCCCGCUACUCGUUCCAUAGGAAUUGGAGACCAUUCAGUUGAGGAUCCUUAUGACAUCCAACCUGACUUGAGUUCAGCAUAUUUCUCAAAAUAUCCAGAUACUCAUACUGAGACUUGGGAAAAAGAAACCAUCAUUUUGCAACCAAUUCAGUCAGAAGUUUCCCAUGUUUCUCAUGUUUCUCAACUUGCCCAACAUGUUUCUUCUACAUCAGCUGAACAUCUUGUUUCCUCGAGCCCAGCUGCUGUCAGAAGCCCCAAGCCGGUUACUCGAACUGUAGGUGUCGGUGAUGGAAAUGUCUAUGACCAAUCUGAUUCUGGUCUCCACAUUCACGAGAAAGAACUUCGCACACUUAUUAUUGGUCAGCCAUCAACUUCCCUGUCUAAACGUAAUGUUGGUGUUGAGUGCAAGGUAUCAACAAGAGAUGUUGGUAUUUCUUAUAUCUGUGAUGACUUGAAGCCUUCUAUGCGUUCAGUAGGUGUCGGUACUGACGAUGGUAGCCUUUCAUCCACCUUGAAUAUUCGUUUCAAGAGUGAAGAAAUCACAACAGCUAUACGUCAAGUUUUGAGUAAAAAUGUCCGCAGCGUAGGAGUUAGUUGUCACUUGCAUGCAUCAGGUAAAGAGGUAGGAACACAAUACAGAUGGGAGGUGAGUACUCGUAGCAUGGGUUGUGGUAAUUACAGAGUAGAUGAUGUUCCUCCUGAGCCACAGAAACAAGUUCGCACAUUUUCUGUUGCUUGUGAAGCCAAACCCACUGUGACACACCGUUACUGUCUGACUGAAAAAGGAUUGACUAUGGAGCAAGGUACACUCACUGAUUCUCUAAAUGUGGAAAGCCGAUUCACUAACACACCCAGAGCGCUGUGUGUUAAUUCCUCGACAAUAACAGAUAAUCCAAAGCUCAAGGUGGAUGGCUGUCAAACAGAUGUCAAAAUAUUCAUGGCUCUUGAACAGAUUUGCAAUCGCAGCUGUAACACAGAUAUUCCAAAUCUACAGACAGUUGGUGUCAAUACACAACGGCCUACUCUCACGACAUCCAACUAUGAACUCGAUAUCUUCUCAAUUGAAAAUAUAAAAGAAAAAAUCGAACAUUAUCAAACGUACACAGAGAAAACUAUUUCUGGCUCUGGUGAAAGUUCUUUUUCACAAUCGAGCACGACCUCCAGGUCAGGAGACCUCUUACAGUAUGGUGAUGGUACUACCAUUCAUAACAGACGACAGGGUGAGUUUCAAGGUCAGUCUUUACAAUCGUCAUCAUCUGUAACAUCAGCACCAUCAAUGGAAUACAAUACAAUUAAAUCCUCUGUCACAUACGAGUCUUCAGGAGGACAGUCUUCAGAUGACCAGUCUUCUGGUAGACAUGGUGGUACUCAAGGUGUGACUGUGAAGCAACGGUCGGUGAAGGCUCCAGACAUGAUGUCCUCCUCAUCAAGUGUAAAAACAACUACAUAUUUUCAGUCAGAUGCUCUUGAUUCUGACUCUAAAACUUCCAAAUCUUCCACUUUAGAUGCUGAGAGAAGUGCAUUUCUGAGAGAUAUGGCUGAAAGUGCAAAAAUGUCAAUGAUGGGUCUAACAGACUCUAAAACUGAAGGUCAGACAGUUAUUUCAGGCGUCAGACAUAAGCAAGCUGAUGGUGCCAAUGUAACUGUCAGCUCAAGAGUUGGUGGGAAUCAACAAGUUAGUUUGGGUCCCAUUGUAGACCAACAAUAUGGCAUGAGUUCCACUGGAGAUCAACGAUAUAGUUCAAGUGUCACAGGAGACCAAUGGGUUAGCUCAAGUGUUUCUGGAGAUCGAGUUAGCUCAAGUACAACUGGAGAUCACCAGUUUAUCUUGAGUUCUACAGGAGACCAACAAAUUAGCUCAGGCUCUGUUGGAAACCAGCAAACCAGUUCAAGAAUCACUGGAGAUCACUCGGUCAGCUCAAGCUCCGCUGGUAAUGAAUCAGUUAGUUCAAGUGUCAUUGGAGGUCAAUUGGUGUAUUCAACUGGAGGCCAGUCUGUCAGUUCAAGAGACUCUGGAGAACAUUUAGUUAGUUCAAGUGCUAUUGGAGAUUCUUCAUUCAACUCAAAUGUCAGUGAAAUUCAGGUUGUUAGCUCAAAUUUAAUCAAAGAUCAAGCAGUUAGCAGCAGUUUUAAACCUUCAGCUGAAAAUGUAGUUGUCUUACAUGGAACUGAGCAAAGAGGGUAUAUGGGCAGUGGUGCUAAUGAAAGGACAGUGACCAGAUCAUCUGGAAGUAGUGUCUCUGAUUCGGAGGUCUGCUUUCCUCAAGAGUAUACUAUCUCUGCUCAGACCGUAAACAUACAGCAUGUCGACUCUUCAAGAUCUAAAGAUGGUAAAGGAUCACGAGAACAGGAGGUUAGGACUAUUAGUGACCGUGGUAAUGUAGACACAAUUGAAGGUGGUGUAUUGAGUGGAGGGACUCACAUGGUGUCUGGAUCAAUGUACGGUAGGUCCUCUGGAUCAUCCUCUGAAACGAUGCUCAAAACAUUAGUGCCUUCUGAACAGGAUCAAACUAGAAAGCAAACUAAACAACUUCACACUGCCACACAUUCGUCAGAUGUUUAUGGAUUAGGGUCAGAUUAUCGAACAGGCAUCGCUUCAUCAGGAUAUAUUACUGGAAAAGUUCCACGUGAUGAAUUUUCUCACCAAUCGCUGGUGACAAGCAUCAGAUAUGUUUCUGAGCCUGUUUCUGAAGUCUCUUCGACUGAGGUACUCUACAGAACUCCACAAUCACCGCAAAGUUCUGGCAGUGUUCAUGGUAAGACUAUCACAUAUUCUAGUUCUUCAGAAAAACCAUCCAUGGUUACAACAGUCCACAGUGAGGGGUCUAGUUCAACAGAUCAAAAUCUUUCGAUUGAACCCAUGCUCACCAGAACUAAAAUGAUAUCAAAAUCUUCAGAAUCUCCUCAGAGUACUGCCAGAGUAUACAGUGAGAAAACAACACAUAGUAGUUCUUCAGGGACUCAUAGACUGGCAUCUGAACCUGUAGUUACUGUUACUGAGACUAUCUAUAAGUCUCCGGAAUCUUCUCAGAGUACCAGCAGAGUAUAUAGCAAGAAUACAACACAUAGUUCUUCGGGGGCACCAGUUGUAACUGAAGUGGUCCGAAGUGGUGAAGGUUACUCUACAAAUCAAAGGCUGGCAUCUGAACCUGUUGUUUCUAUUACUGAAACAAUCUAUAAGUCUCCAGAUUCUUCUCAGAGUACCAGCAGAGUGUAUAGUAAGAAAAUGGUGUACAGCAGUUCUUCAGGAGGGCCGGUUGUAACUGAAGUAUUACAUAGUGGUGAGGGUGAUUCAGCUGAUCAAAGGCAUUUCUUCGAACCUAUGCUCUCUGCAUCUACAGCAAUGUCUAAAGAUUCUGCUUCUUGUAAUAACAGCAAUGUUUAUUCAAAAAAGACUGUGUAUACUCAUUCUUCAGGUACACCUAUUGGACAAAGAGAAUUCAGAGAUGACAGAAACAUAGAGUCUCAUCAAAUAUCUGGGUUAAGUACUUCUCUUUCAGAGAGUAGCCAUAAUAUUGAAGUAUCAAAUACAGACAGUGAUUCAGUGGCUGCAUCACUUUCCCUGUCAUCAUCAUCAUCUCAAAAACUGGAAGACCUCAGUUCAUCUGCAGACUUCCCUGACAGUGUGUCGUCUUCUCGUAUUUGUGCAGAUAGUGUUCCAUCUUCUGUUGACAGUGCUGACACCAGGUCAUCUUCUGGUGACUGUCCGCAAAGUGUUAUGUCGUCUUCAGACUCCCUUAAGGCAGAUCUCGACCGAUUGGGUAUGGAGAUGUUCACAAACAGGCAGAGCAACAUGUUGGGUUUAGAUGCUAACAAAAUGCACACAGAAUAUUCUCAGAGCAGUGGUUGGAAUCCUGAAAAUACAACAUAUUCUUUCCGAAUGACUGAGACUGUAACUACUUCAUCCUCAGUUGGAAGUGAACCAGACUUGAGUCGAGAAGGAGGAACGAGUUUUGAAAAUAGGCAUGCUCUUUCCUACGGUAACCUCAGUGAACCUAAUAUCCAGCUGAAAUCAUGUAUAAAGAGAAGCAGUUCAGAACCUGGCGCCAAGAAAGAGAUUUCUUUUGCUGAAAGUGUACAGGGCGGAUACGAUUCAAGUAGUAGUUCUGAAGAAUCCAGUUCGGACAGCAUAGACUUGGAAGAGUCUGGCUCUUUGAGUGGAAGCAGCAGCAGUAGCAGCAGCAGCAGCUUUGAGGAGGGUUCAUAUGAUGGGAGGCAGGGAAACAUUAUUUAUAGCUGUAAAGAUGAUGAGGCAAUUGCCCGUGGUGUGCCUGGCGCGAAGAUGUUCGAUCAGAACAUUCGUGAGACAUUUGAGCUGUCAGCAGAGAUGAGGAAUGCUUGUGAGAUACUCCACAUCUAUCUGGAAGAUUCCACCCGGGUACAGACUAAAGAACUUAAUUCGUGUCUUGACCAAAUACGACAGGAAUGGUUCAAAGUGUCCAGUCACAAACUGUCCAAUCCACACCAAGUUGAAGACUAUUUGUCCAGUUUCAAUGAAAUUGACAAGAAAUUACUCAAAUACAUAGUAAACCUACUCGAUUCCAAUGGGAAUUGUUCCAUCCAUUAUUCCGUAUCACAUUCCAAUUUUGAGAUUGUCAGCCUCUUGCUGGAUACAAACGUCUGUGAUGUAGACAAACAGAACAAAGCCGGCUAUUCCGCGAUAAUGUUGGCCUCCCUCGCAUAUGUACAGACUGACGCUCACCGAGACACCGUUAAGCGACUCUUCAGAAUGGGUGAUGUCAAUGGGAGAUCGUCGCAGGCCAAACAAACUGCCCUCAUGCUGUCUGUGAGUCAUGGCCGAGGUGAUAUGGUGAAGUUGCUUCUGGAAUGUGGUGCUGACAUUAACUGCCAAGAUGAAGAUGGCUCCACGGCUUUGAUGUGUGCCUGCGAGCACGGACAUAUUGAGAUUGUGAAGACGCUGAUUACUGAUCUGCAAUGUGAUGCCUCACUAACUGAUAAUGAUGGACAGAAUGCUUUGGCUAUUGCCAUGGAGGCUGGCCACAAAGACAUUGGUGUUAUACUUUAUGCUCAUUUGAAUUUCUCAAAACAGCCUGUGUCUCCUGGUUUAUACAGGAAACGAAGGACAAGUUCAGAUUCUUCAUCAUCUGCUGCAAGCACACCUCGGUAGAAGAUCCACUCCCACCAAAUACCAGAGACACCAGAAAUUAGAACACGCAUGCCACACACACACACAAUCACACACACAAUCACACACACACACUCUCAAUUCUCAUCCUGCUUUUAUUAUUAUUAUUAUUAUUAUUAUUUUUUAUUAUAAUUUAUUUUUAUAGUGCAUAUUAUUUUAGGUUCUGUUCUGCUUGUUUUUUUUCUUUUUUAUUUCAUUUCGUCUUUCUUUCUCUUUUCAUUCUGUGGCAAUCAAUAGCAUAUAUAACCAUUGAUAAAGAAGAGAUAUACCCACGCAACACUCACACACACACACAUACACAUAGCUGUGUGUGUGUGUGUGAAUAAGAAACAUAGACACAUACACAUAUUUUGGGUACUCACACAUGCACAGGAGGCACUCACACACACAUACUCAAGCUAGGAGUGUGCUAAGCAAGAAAGAAAGAGACAGCAAAGUCUAUCUGAAGAUAACAACAAUAAUCCUUUCUGUUUUUUAUCAUAGAGAUUAGGCAUUCUGUACAUUAUUUACAUUAGAUCUGUGUCCUCAUCUUUUCAGCUGAUUACAUCACAAACUUUUCAGCUGAUUUACUCUCCGGCCUUCAUCAGGUGUUCAGUUCCAGGCAGUACCUUGACUUGAAUAAAUAAUAAUAAUAAAGACAUCAGCAAAAAAAAAAUACCUUAGGAAUGAGAACCCAGGGUUGGG
Molecule: messenger RNA, 7411 nt
Organism: Octopus sinensis (East Asian common octopus)
Lineage: Eukaryota; Metazoa; Mollusca; Cephalopoda; Octopoda; Octopodidae
Product: probable GPI-anchored adhesin-like protein PGA55
Exons: 13
Coding region: 398-6709 (2103 amino acids)
Biological process (GO): negative regulation of actin filament polymerization
Cellular component (GO): cytoplasm; cytoskeleton
Molecular function (GO): protein binding
Source: RefSeq, a predicted model, not a curated record